This is a messenger RNA of Aspergillus saccharolyticus JOP 1030-1, 1530 nucleotides long. RefSeq names its product cytochrome P450. The record is from RefSeq and is a predicted model, not a curated record. Lineage: Eukaryota; Fungi; Ascomycota; Eurotiomycetes; Eurotiales; Aspergillaceae. Gene Ontology annotation, molecular function: heme binding; monooxygenase activity; iron ion binding. Bases 1 to 1530 code for a protein of 509 amino acids. Gene Ontology annotation, biological process: ergosterol biosynthetic process. The transcript has 2 exons.
AUGGCAUCCUUUGCUGUUGCCAGCGCCUACGCGGCCGCGGGAUUUCUGGUCAUUGUUGCGCUGAAUGUGUUGCGCCAAUUGCUCUUUCGAAACAAGAAUGAACCCCCUGUGGUCUUCCACUGGAUUCCAUUCUUAGGAAACACCAUCACCUAUGGCAUGGAUCCUUAUGCUUUCUUCUUUGCGAACCGAGAAAAGUAUGGCGACAUCUUCACAUUUGUGCUGUUAGGACAAAAGACGACAGUAUAUCUAGGUAUACAAGGCAACGAGUUCAUCCUGAAUGCGAAACUUAAGGAUGCGAACGCGGAGGAGGUCUAUUCCCCACUGACUACCCCCGUCUUCGGCGCCGACGUGGUGUACGACUGCCCCAACUCCAAACUCAUGGAACAAAAGAAGUUUGUCAAGUACGGUCUGACUCAAACUGCGCUCGAGUCGCACGUACAAUUGAUCGAGCAGGAGACGCUGGACUUCUUGCGCACCUCGCCUUGGUUCCAGGGCAGCGCUGGGGUUUUCGACGUCCCCGCCGCCAUGUCCGAACUCACGAUCUAUACCGCGGCGCGCGCCCUGCAAGGAGAGGAGGUCCGCAGCAAGCUCACCUCCGAAUUCGCAGACCUCUAUCACGACCUCGAGAAGGGCUUCAGUCCAAUCAACUUCAUGCUGCCGUGGGCGCCCUUGCCGCACAACCGCAAGCGAGACGUGGCACAUGCACGCAUGCGCGAGAUCUACACGGAGAUCCUGCGCGAGCGCCGCAAGAACCCCGACGAGGAGAAAACGGACAUGAUGUGGAAUUUGAUGCACUGCACCUACAAGAACGGACAGCCGGUGCCGGACCACGAGAUCGCACAUAUCAUGAUUACUCUGCUGCUCGCGGGCCAACACUCGAGCGCCUCCAUCAGCGCCUGGAUCCUGCUCCGCCUAGCCUCCGAGCCUCAUUAUCUGGAUGAGCUCUACCAGGAACAAGUCUCCGCCUUUGGCCGUCAAGCCGACGGAAGCUUCGCGCGGCUGCAGUACGAGGACCUCGACAAGUUACCUCUGCACAAGGGCGUCAUCAAGGAGACCCUCCGCCUCCACUCGUCCAUUCACUCGAUUAUGCGCAAGGUCAAGAACGACAUGCCUGUGCCCGGUACGGACCUUGUCGUGCCCACCGGCCAUGUGCUGAUGGCCUCCCCCGGUGUCACCGCCCAGAGCGACGAAUAUUUCCCUAAUGCGAGCAAAUGGGAUCCGCACCGCUGGGACAAUCAGGUGGAGAAGGAGGAAGACGGUGGUGAGCUGGUCGACUACGGCUACGGCGCUGUCUCCAAAGGCACUUCGAGUCCGUACCUCCCCUUCGGUGCCGGCCGUCAUCGCUGUAUCGGCGAGAAAUUCGCCUACCUCAACCUGACGACCAUCGUCGCGACGAUGGUGCGCCAUCUGCGUCUGUCGAACAUUGAGGGUAAGAAGGGCGUCCCGGGAACAGACUAUUCGACUUUGUUCUCCGGUCCGUUGAAGCCAGCCAUGGUGCGCUGGGAACGUCGCUCUGAAAAGGCCCUGUAG